This is a messenger RNA of Cordyceps militaris CM01, 2745 nucleotides long. RefSeq names its product oligopeptide transporter. The record is from RefSeq and is a predicted model, not a curated record. Gene Ontology annotation, biological process: transmembrane transport. Gene Ontology annotation, molecular function: oligopeptide transmembrane transporter activity. Bases 1 to 2745 code for a protein of 914 amino acids. Lineage: Eukaryota; Fungi; Ascomycota; Sordariomycetes; Hypocreales; Cordycipitaceae. The transcript has a single exon.
AUGACGGAAAAGACCCCCUACGAGCAAGACAUUGUCGCGCACGACAAUGGCUCGCCGCCGCCGCCCGCGCACCCGGACGGCGUCGAGCACAAGACGGACCUGAACCACGUCGUGUCGGCCUUUGGCGGCGACGGGCACGACGCCGUGGCGCCGCGCGACGACCUCAAGCUCGUGGUGGACCGCGUCGACGAGAUUUCCACCGACGAGGCGCGGCAGAUCCUCACCGACAUGCUCGCGUACCACGAGUACGACUACAACUUCCCGUCGACGACGCGCGACCGCAUGGAGCAGCUGCUCGCGGGGCCCGGCGACAAGGGCGCCGAGGAGGACUGGUCGCUCGAGAUCCGCGCCGAGGCCGCGCUCAACCGCUUCUACUCGCCGUACCCCGAGGUGCGCGCCAUCACCACGCCCGACGACGACCCGGACAUGACGUGCGAGACGGUCCGCGCCCACCUGCUCGGCUACGUCUGGGCCGUCGUCGGCCAGUUCACAAACGCCCUCUUCCAGUCGCGCUUCCCGAGCAUCACCAUCACCUCGGCCGUCAUCCAGAUCCUGCUGUACCCCUGCGGCCUGGCCUGCGCCUUUGCGCUGCCCGACUGGGGGUUCACGGUGCGCGGCCAGCGCAUCUCGCUCAACCCGGGCCCGUGGACGUACAAGGAGCAGAUGCUCAGCACCAUCAUCUUCAACGUCAGCCUCUCCACCGCGUACGUCUUCUACAACCUGCAGACCCAGGAGAUCUUCUACGGCGAUAAGUGGCUCAACCCGGGCUACGGCAUCCUGCUGCUGCUCUCGACCCAGAUGAUGGGCAUCGGCUUCUCCGGCCUUAUGCGCCGCUUCGUCAUCUACCCCGUCGAGGCCAUCUGGCCGAGCGUGCUGCCGACGGUGGCGCUCAACCGCGCGCUGCUCGUCGGCGAGAGCCGCGAGUCCAUCCACGGCUGGACCAUCUCGCGGUACCGCUUCUUCUUUGUCGUCUUUGGCGCCAUGUUCCUCUACUUCUGGAUCCCCGACUACCUGUUUACCGCGCUGAGCACCUUUGCGUGGAUGUGCUGGAUCGCGCCCAACAACUUCAAGGUCAACCUCAUCACCGGCUCCCAGGGCGGGCUCGGCUUCAACCCGAUCCCCACGUUUGACUGGAACAUCAUGAGCUACGCGUACCAGCCGCUGCAGACGCCGUUCUUCGCCGCCAUCCAGCAGUUUGCCGGCGCGCUCAUCGGCGGCCUCAUCAUCAUCGGCAUCUACUUUACCAAUAUCAGCAACACGGCCUACCUGCCCAUCAACUCGUCGGGCAUCUUCAACAAUACUGGCGGCCGCUACGAGAUUAAGAAGAUUCUCGUCCCGGGCACCGCCAUCAUCAACCAGACGGCGUACGAGGAGUACUCGCCAGCCUUUUAUUCCGCCGGCAACCUCAUGCUGUACGGCGCCUUCUUUGCCUUUUACCCGCUUACGAUGGUCUUUAUCUGCCUGGACGCCUGGCGGCCGCUUCUGCGCUCCUUCAAGUCCAUGUUCCGCUCGGCCAUUGCCCUGAUCCAGCGGACCAUCUCCGGAACUGCCCGCACCGCCAAGGCCGUGGUGACGGGUCGCUUCCGCGAGGCCGGGCAGCACAUCCACGCGAUGGCGAGCUAUGACGAUUCCAUCUACGACGGCUUCGACAACCCGCUCACGGAUCUCAUGCGGGCGUAUCCCGAAGUGCCCGACUGGUGGUUCCUCUCCAUCGCCUUCAUCGCCUUCAUCUUUUCCAUCAUCAUCCUGACGACGUGGACGCAGCUGGACACGCCGGUGUGGACCAUCUUCUUCGUCAUCGGGCUCAACCUCGUGUUCCUCGUGCCGAUGAGCUACCUGUACGCCAUCUCGGGCACGACCGAGGGCCUCAACGUGGUGACGGAGCUCAUUGUCGGGUACGCGCUGCCGGGCCACCCGGAGGCGCUCAUGUUCGUCAAGGCGUUUGGCUACAACAUCAACGGCCAGGCGGACAACUACCUCGGCGACCAGAAGAUGGGCUUCUACGCCAAGGUGCCGCCGCGCGCCAUGUACCGCGGGCAGGUCAUCAGCGCCGUCAUCACCGCCCUCGUGUGCUACGCCGUCGUCGACUUUGUCGACCACAACAUCGAGGGCAUCUGCACGCCCGGCCAGAAGCAGCGCUUCACCUGCGCCGGCUCCGCCGUCGUCUUCUUCUCCUCGUCCGUCGUCUGGGGCGCGCUCGGGCCGCAGCGCGUCUUUACCCAGAUCUACCCCGCCAUCAAGUACUGCUUCCUGCUUGGCUUCCUCCUGGCGCUGGUGUGGUGGACGGCCAAGCGAUUUGGACCGAAUGUGCGCGCCGGGGCCAGGGCGUCGCUGCCGGCUGGCGUAUUCGGCCUGCUCAACCUCGGCCUGUUUGUUCCGCUUUCGUGGCUCAAGCAUGUGCACCCGUCGCUCGUCUUCAACGGCAUGAUUGGCUGGGCGCCUACGAACCUGUCGUACUGGAUUGGCGGCGUCUACGUCUCGGUCGCCUUCAUGUGGUACCUCAAGCGCUACAAGCUGGCGUGGUGGGAAAAGUACAACUACGUCCUGGCUGCUGCGCUGCAGGGCGGCGUGGCGUUUUCGGCCAUCAUCAUCUUCUUUGCGGUGCAGUGGAAGGAGGUUGACAUCAACUGGUGGGGUAACCUUGUGAAUGGAAACACGAUGGAUGGCGGCGGCGGUGAUAACCCGCUGGUUCUGUUGACGGAGAUGCCGGCCAAGGGUUACUUUGGACCUGACAAGUGGUAUUAG